AUGACAACGCAGCAAUUUAUAGCAUUGGUGAUUGGUGGUCGAAUUGUUUGUCUGAACACAGUGUUCUCUCAGCAUUCGAUGCCCGAGUUCCGGACGAUAUAUCUCCAGACACUCCCGAUGAUCGUCGUCUUACUGGAGCAAUCGCCUCUGAUGAUCACUCCAUUGGACGACAGCUUCACACCUACGACAGACUUGAAACAAACUCAGAAGUAUCGUUUAGCUGAAUUAGGAUAUGUGGCCGUUGGUGAAUCGCAUCCUAUUCCUCAUGAACUACCACUAUCGUUACCUCGAUCACUACAAGCACAAGCAUCUGAUCUACAAAUGGGUCGUGAGAUAGCACUCUUACUUGCCCGCACGGGAAAGGUUUAUUAUGCGGGUAAUGGAACCCGCGUUGGAUUGCAGGAUACACGAUGCACAUGGAUGGAGUUGGUUCUUCCCGAAGCGAUCGUUUCACUGUCUGUGGGCGCAGACACUGAGACGAUUGUGCUCAGAUCUGGUUCGGGUCAUGUUUGGAUCGCCGGCCUUGGACCUGAAACGCUUUGUCAGGGCAGUCCAGCAACUGGCCGUUUCCAACGACAAGAAGUUGGCUCGUCAGCAGCAAAGCUGAGAAAGCUGCAAACGGCCAAUAGGCGUAAGUGUGUAGCAGUGGCCGUCUCUUCCGGUUGUAUAGCGUACGUUACGGAUAACGGGAAGGCGUACAUUUAUGGUCGACAUGCGAUGCAGUGUCAUCCGGAAACAGGUCAUAUUCUUGGCCUGGAUAACGUGCAUCUGGCAUCGAUCUCGCUUGGCAAGACACAUGCGGCUGCUGUCACUCGACACGGACAUCUCUACACUUGGGGUUUGAACAAUCUGAAUCAAUGUGGGCGAGCUGAAUCGACAGGAUCGUUACCGCGUGGUGGUCUUACGAAUGAUGAUUUAGCAAGUUCAGCUCGAGCUGCACAAGGUGACGACACAGAAUAUACGGACUUCUGUGCACCAACUGAGCAUAUGUGGGUGAAAGAUUUCGCGUCGAUUUGCGUAAAAUGUGGAAAAUGCUCGGCGAGAGGAGCCAGGUAG
Messenger RNA from Anisakis simplex (herring worm), 1056 nucleotides. The record is from the annotation of a GenBank genome assembly. NCBI's taxonomy places the organism in Eukaryota, Metazoa, Nematoda, Chromadorea, Rhabditida, Anisakidae.